GUACUGUGACCUACGCACACAAAGCUGCUUGAUAUGGCCUCUGCCCUGGACCCUAGGUUCAAGCUGAAUUACGUCAGUGAGGACAACAUGGGGUCAAUCCAAGCCAGACUGACAUCAGAGAUGGCAACGACUGUCAGUGUCGUGGAGAUGGGCCCUCCUGAAAUGGCAGAAACGCAUGGUGGUGAUGACACUGAGGGUGCUGGUGCACUCAAGAAGAAGACGACCUUGGGAAGCUUCUUCAAGGCCACUGAGGGCACAGCACCAGGGCCUCAGAGCCAGGGCUCUGAGCUACAGUCCUACCGCCAGGCAACCAUCCUGGACAGUGAGGAGGAGCCUUUGGACUGGUGGAGGGAACACCGGAAGCUGUUCCCACGGCUCUCCCACCUGGCAAGGAAAUAUCUUUGCAUUCCAGCUACCAGUGCCCCUUCAGAGAGGGUGUUCAGCACGGGUGGAAAUGUCACCUGUCACCGUGCAUCUCUGAAGCCAGACCAUGUCAACAGGCUGAAAUUCCUGCCUGAAAACCUUUAGAAAGGGCAGCAUUUGCCAUGUAGCCGAGACCUAAGUUCUUUUUAUUUGAUUAUAUGUUCAGGUGUAUUUAUUUUCAGUUAUUGCUUGACCUUGAGGGUGGGCUAGGCUAUAAGAGGAAGUCUCAGACUGACUAACUUCCCAUUGCUGAAAUACGUUAAGUGAUGUACAGUAGGUGACAGUGCACCAAUGUAGCAGUCCAGGUGAAUGUAUGUAUUUAUAGUUCAAGAAGAUUGUUUAUUCAAAAAGUGCAAUAAAAGUAUUAUGUUCCCAAAAUCAAUGAAUAAUCAUUUAAAAUAAUCGUGAUCUCAAUAUG
Molecule: messenger RNA, 841 nt
Organism: Anguilla anguilla (European eel)
Lineage: Eukaryota; Metazoa; Chordata; Actinopteri; Anguilliformes; Anguillidae
Product: zinc finger BED domain-containing protein 1-like
Exons: 2
Coding region: 34-528 (164 amino acids)
Molecular function (GO): protein dimerization activity
Source: RefSeq, a predicted model, not a curated record